ACAGAAAACAUCGAUUUAGUGCAGACGACAUUACUACCUGAAAGCUGUUAUAGACAAAUUUAUAUAUUUCAGGUUCACACGGAAAACUGUACACAAGAAUUUACGACAAAAGUAACAACGAUUUUUCGUUCUUUAUUGAAAAUUUUCCCUUUGGCCCCUUCUUACGAAGGUGCCGUUGGGAAAGAGGUUUGAGAAGCUCCCCUCAUAUGAUAAAUGUUCACGCCCCAGCCUUUGAAACAGAGUAGCUUUGCUGAUUGGAAUAAAAAUGGUACGAUCCAAUGGAUGGUUUACAUUUUCAAGAAGAAGGGUUCAAUUAAUUUUAUUACAACUAUGUAUGGUGUUACUGUGUGGAUUUCUGUUUCUCAAACUUAAAGGUUUACAAUCUAUGCUAUAUUUUGGAAAAAAUGAUUUAUUUUGGAAUACUGAACACAUUUUAGCUGAUGUUCUCGAAAAAGGAGGUUCAAAUGUAACGCCAUUCAAUACAUUUUUGAUUAAUGAUGCCUUUCUUGAAGAUCCAAAGAAAGUGUUUGAAGCAUCUGAUCACAUACAAUUAUUGCUUGUUGUGAAAUCACACCUGCUUAACUUCGGCAAACGAGACGCUAUCCGUAAAACAUGGGGACAUGUUAAAGAACUACGUGUGAAAACUGUCUUUGUCGUAGGAUACUUACAAAAUAUGACAGAUGUUGGUUAUUUCGAAUCGAAACUGUAUAAAGAUAUUAUUAUAUUGAACGUAGAAGAUAUAUACAAGAACAUAGUGUAUAAAUCGAUUUAUUCAAUUAUAUGCCUAUCGAAACUUAAUAUAACAGCUGAAUUUGUACACUUAGUUGAUGAUGAUCGCUUAGUAAAUACAUUGAAUGUCUACGAUGUUGCAAAAGAAAGCAUUGCACAAUCAGAUGUUGGUAUGUUAGGAUAUAUGUUUCAUUCAACCAAACCAUUUAGGAGAGUAACUUCAAAAAAUGUGAUGUCAUGGGAGGAGUAUCCUUUCGUUUACUUUCCGCCUUAUAUCAUAGGAGGAACACUAUUAACAAAUAUGAAAACAAUACAAGUGCUAGCAGAAGCAGUAAAAUAUGUUAGGAUUAUACAAAUAGAAGAUGUCUUCAUUGGGAUAGUGGCAACAGCUUUUAAGAUAGACAUGCAGCAUCAUUCUGGGUUUUUACCGUAUAAAAAGCCCGUUAAUCAAUUACGUAAUGUUUUAUCAUGUCCUGGGUAUGACAUACCAUAUACAUUAUUAAGAGACUGGGAAAUAUUAAAAAAAAUAUCAAAAUGAAAAUUCGUAGAUCGUAUAUAAGUUUCACUGACUAAUAAAGUCUAGAUAAAAAAGAGAGAAAUAGCAUAGAACAUAGCAUCAUGAAUUAUAUUGUUAAAAUCAAGCUCUUACCUAUUCGAAUACGUACGAAAUCUGUUCUAAAAUCAACUGUAUUUAGAAACAAAAAUCCUAUUUGACAAAAUACAUAUUGUUCUUUCUAUUUAAUAUGAAUAACCACCUCGACUGCCGAUUGAUUACGUGCUCCUCAGGACGAGAUGUCGGCGGUAUGAUAUCUAUAAACAAACAACAAACUGCAUGUGACAGUCCCAGGGGGAAUGAUAUCUGUAAACAAACAACAAACUGCAUGUGACAGUCCCAGGGGGUAUGAUCAGCCCAGUAGCAAGUACUUCUGUACUGCCAUAAAAAGUACGGAUAUUUUUUUAACAAAACUCACCGUCAUAAAAAAAAUAGAAAUCAUUUACACUUGUUGAUAAUUGCUGUUUUACGGUUGUUUGGCUAUUUAUUUAUCAAAAUAUAAAAAGAAAUAAAAUUAUUUUACAUUUUUCUCCAGAAACUUUCAUACUCGGGACAUAUUUUGAUCAUCCUCUAGAUCAUCCGUGUGUUGGUUAGUAUUUUAGGGUGUGGAAAUAUAGGUGAAAGGAUAUUCCAGAGAAGAGUUUAUUGAUCUUUAUUAAAUCCAGUGAACACAGUGAAGGAUCAAAAUACAUUCUAAUACAGGUCAAUAGGUUCCAAAUACGUCAUAAUACGUUCCAUAAUACAAUUUACUGAAAAGAAAACAGAAAUAUAUUGUCAUUCACUAAAUAAUACAUUCGAAUUCUAUGAUCAAAACAUUGCAAAAGGCAUGUUAUCCAGAGAACAAUAGACAAAUGAAUAUAUACCAAAAUUGUAAACUUCU
This is a messenger RNA of Mytilus californianus (California mussel), 2162 nucleotides long. Its product is annotated as beta-1,3-galactosyltransferase bre-5-like. Bases 266 to 1267 code for a protein of 333 amino acids. The transcript is spliced from 5 exons. Gene Ontology annotation, molecular function: hexosyltransferase activity. Lineage: Eukaryota; Metazoa; Mollusca; Bivalvia; Mytilida; Mytilidae. The record is from RefSeq and is a predicted model, not a curated record. Gene Ontology annotation, cellular component: membrane.